AGACAUGGCUGUAAUGGCUUCUCACCCGGAUGUUCAGACAACAGCUAAUCUCUAGUUUUCGCAAGCAGGCGUCGACAUCGCUAACACAAUGCAACAGGUGUCUGCCUGACAGACCCAUUGGUACAUUCAUUCGCUUCUCUGCUUGUUUUUCUUAUCAUCUCGCAUCGCCGGCACCACCGAGGGGUUGUAGAGGGGAUAACCUCCUCUACGUCAUCUCUCCCUCUUCGUCAGCACCCACUAAGGUCAACAAGAGAGAGGUAUGCUGCCUCCCCUUUCCUUCGAUGACGUGGACUAGUCCUCUCGCAGCUACACGCCCCGUCACUAGGCAGGUCCAAUAACGUGACAGGGGAGAGAGAGACUUUCUCAGGAUGUCGCCGUCGGCGAUAAGAUUUCCGAUGUUUUCCCCGAAGCCUCCCCAGUUCAGCAAAAGCAGAUUGGGUCAGGAAAAGAGACCUGCUGGCAGCUAUGUGUUAAACGGCGACGACGACACAUGGUCGUGAAUGAUUGCAGGCAUGUGGCCGAGCGUCUGCGGGGCGAGUGGAAGCAAGAUGGCAAGAAAAGUUGUUCCACUUCAGUUUAAAAUGGGCUGCCUGACAAGUGAAUCUUGACCCACAUGGGCCUAGACUUUGCUGUAGCUUGCACCUGCCUGCAACAGCAAGGUGGGUCUCUUCUUUGCAAGACUGCCCCAGGGAUACAGCACUGAAUGUUUUAUUCCUUCACCUGCAACCCUCAUGCCUUUCUGCCAACAUGUAUCAGCCACUGCCUAUGUUGACACUUCUAGCUGCAGUGCUGCCAUCCAGAGAUGAUCAUGGAGGAUAGUUCUGUGUUAAAAAGAUUCAGAGGAAGUCAUCUGGUCCUAAUACAUGUUUACAACACAUGAAUAUGGGGACCAGAUGAGAACACUAGUCACAUUUACCAGUGUUUCCAGCAUUCUUAAAGCAGCAUCAGCACCUACAGCAUCCUACAUCGUUAGUCAUGGCUUCAUUAGCACAUCGCACACGGAAGUAUUUUGUCAUGAUUUGCUUUUUGACAAUCUUUCUGCUGGUGGGUGUAUCAUGGUACUUGUAUAACUCACAAACUAAUCCAUCAGAACACAUGAGCCUCAAGAAGCCAUUCAAGCUGAAAGCUCAGUUGCAGGAUAUCGAUGCUAUGCGUCCAAGGACUAGAAUAAUUUUGUCAGGAGAUUCUUCACUCAAAAAUGCUGGUGACAAAAGCAUGAUACAGAGUUCUUAUGACAACAAAAGUGACAAUGUCUCCGUGGUGAAAUCUCUUCCUGUACAGCAUGCAGAUUUGUCUGGCCAGAAUAACCCCAUUCUGCCAAACGAAAAUACUGAGAACAGGCAAAUACUAAAAAAUCCAGCAAAUCAAGCCUACAGUAUUGGUCCAAGCUCACUUCCAAGUGAAAACCCAGAACACGGUAUACUACGGGUUAAACAGGAUGAAAACGGUGGUGAGCAAAAUGGAGACAAAAAUAGUGCAAGUAGUGAAAUCAUCCAUUUACAGUAUGGUGAAGAGCAGCAUCCUAGGGUGGAUAUUGAGAAUGAAGGUACCCUAUCCAAAAGAGGCUACGGCAGGGUUGUUGACAAAGAAGAGCAUGGAUAUCAGGAUCUGCAGAAUCAGGUUAGAGUUAGACCAAGUGAGGCGCAAGAGUUGGGUCAAGAAGGAAUCCUCACAGGUAUUCUGACUUGGACAUAAAUAAAGAGGAAGCUGAAGACUCGAGAAAGUUCAACGUGGAACACGCCAGCAAGCCAGAGAGUGAACGGUCACAGAAGGAUGCCUUUCAUUUAUGGAAAGAUAAUUCAGGUACCUUUUCUGAAACAAGGCAGCCUCAUAUUGCUUCAUUAAAUAUCAAGAAAGAUUUGGUUACAAAUAAAUCAGAUUCCUUGAAGAUGGA
Pomacea canaliculata is the source of this 1894-nucleotide messenger RNA. RefSeq lists its product as uncharacterized. The record is from RefSeq and is a predicted model, not a curated record. Lineage: Eukaryota; Metazoa; Mollusca; Gastropoda; Architaenioglossa; Ampullariidae. The coding region runs from base 976 to 1695 and encodes 239 amino acids. The transcript is spliced from 2 exons.